UGCGGAUGGUUAGCGUUCGGGCAGUCACACGCACUUCUAAGAGAAGAUAAUUCUUUACGGAGUUGCCUUGCGGCAGGGAUUGAUUCCCAGAGCGGACUGCCUAAAGACCAAACGGGCACUUGGAUUCUAAAGAUUUUUUCGCGUAGAAAUGGAGGCUGAAGAGGAGCGCUUUCCUAGACUAAGGCAAGUUCUUCUCUUUGUUUUGCUGGCUCAUAGUUGCGCAGAGCAGGAAGAUUAUCGUAUUGCAGAAGAAACAGAGAGUGGUUCUUUUGUGGCCAAUCUAGCAAAAGACAUAGGGCUAGGGGUAAAAGAGCUCUCUUGGCGGAGGGCUCGGAUCAUUUUUAACGAUGACAAAAAACAUUUUCAGCUGAACCUUCAGACUGGAGAUUUGCAAAUAAAUGAGAAACUGGAUCGGGAGGAACUGUGUGGCUCCACUGAGCCCUGUGUACUGCAAUUCCAAGUGUUACUGGAAGAACCUUUGGAGGUAUAUAGGUAUAAGCUUUUGCUCAGUGACAUAAAUGACAAUUCCCCUGUGUUCCCAGAAUCAGAAAUGAUUUUGAAAAUCAUGGAAAAUACUCUUCCAGGGACUGUGUUUCCCCUGAAAAACGCACAAGAUUUGGAUGUAGGCAUCAAUAACAUUCAAAACUACACCAUUUAUCCCAACUCCCACUUCCACGUUCUUACGCGCAAUAGCGGUGAAGGCAGAAAAUAUCCGGAACUGGUUUUGGACAAAGCCCUAGAUCGAGAGGAGCAGACUGAACUUAGGUUAACUCUCCUGGCAGUAGAUGGUGGAGUUCCUCCCAAAACUGGGACUGCCUUGGUCCUCAUUGAUGUCCUGGACAUCAAUGACAAUGCCCCUGAGUUUGUGCAGCCACUCUAUCGUGCCCAGAUCCCGGAAAACAGUCCCCUGGGAUCUCUUAUUGUAACUGUUUCAGCUAGAGAUUUAGACACAGGAACAAAUGGCAAAGUAUUUUAUUCAUUUUUUUAUGGCGAUGAAGAGAUUAGUAGGACAUUUGCACUUAAUGAACUCACAGGAGAAAUUAAAAUAAUUAGGGAACUAGAUUUUGAAAAAAUUAUGUCAUAUGAGCUGGAUAUUAAGGCCUCUGAUGGAGCAGGUCUUUCUGGCAAAUGCACUGUCAUAAUAGAGGUGGUGGAUAUAAAUGACAACACCCCAGAACUGACUAUGGCUUCACUUACAAGCUCGAUCCCAGAAAAUUCCCCUGAGACCACCAUAGCUCUUUUCAGUAUUCAAGACCGAGACUCCGGGGAAAAUGGGAGGAUGGUUUGCUCCAUCCAGGAAGAUGUUCCGUUCACUCUAAAACCUUCCCUUGAGAAUUUCUACAAGCUAGUAACAGAAGGAGCGCUGGACAGAGAGAGCCAGGCGGAGUACAACAUCACCAUCACCGUCAGUGACCUGGGGACCCCCAGGCUGAAAACCCAGCACAACAUCACCGUGACGGUCUCCGACGUCAACGACAACGCCCCCGCCUUCAGCCAGACCACCUACACCCUGCGCGUCCGCGAGAACAACAGCCCCGCCCUGCACAUCGGCACCGUGAGCGCCACCGACAGAGACGCGGGCGCCAACGCCCAGGUCACCUACUCGCUGCUGCCGCCCCGGGACCCGCACCUGCCGCUCGCCUCGCUGGUGUCCAUCAACGCGGACAACGGGCAGCUGUUCGCGCUCAGGUCCCUGGACUACGAGGCGCUGCAGGCCUUCGAGGUCCGCGUGGGCGCGGCCGACCGCGGCUCGCCCGCGCUGAGCAGCCAGGCGCUGGUGCGCGUGCUGGUGCUGGACGACAACGACAACGCGCCCUUCGUGCUGUACCCGCUGCAGAACGGCUCUGCGCCCUGCACCGAGCUGGUGCCGCGGGCGGCCGAGGCGGGCUACCUGGUGACCAAGGUGGUGGCGGUGGACGGCGACUCGGGCCAGAACGCCUGGCUGUCGUUCCAGCUGCUCAAGGCCACGGAGCCCGGGCUGUUCGGCGUGUGGGCGCACAACGGCGAGGUGCGCACGGCCCGGCUGCUGAGCGAGCGCGACGCCGUCAGGCACAGGCUGCUGGUGCUGGUCAAGGACAAUGGCGAGCCGCCGCUGUCGGCCAGCGUCACGCUGCACGUGCUGCUGGUGGACGGCUUCUCGCAGCCCUACCUGCCGCUGCCGGACGUGGCGGCGGCCGAGGCCCGGGCCGACCCGCUCACCGUCUACCUGGUCAUCGCCUUGGCGUCCGUGUCGUCGCUCUUCCUGUGCUCGGCGCUGGCGUUCGUGGCGGUGCGGCUGUGCAGGAGGAGCGGGGCGGCGUCGGGGGGUGGCUGCGCGGUGCCCGAGGGCCACUUUCCGGGCCACCUGGUGGACGUCAGCGGCGCGGGGACCCUGUCCCAGAGCUACCAGUACGAGUGUAUCAGAGAAGAAUCUGGGACCAGGGAAUUUAAGUUCUUGACGUCUGUUGUCUUCAUCUAACAGAGACAGUCAUCAAAGGUGGUAUUGCUAAUCCAUGCUGAGCAAAUCUCUUGUUUAAAAAAAAUGGCUUUACUCAGUGUCCAUCGAAAGAUGAAUGGAUAAAGAAGCUGUGGUCUAUGUAUACAAUGGAAUAUUACUCAGCCAUUAGAAAUGACAAAUACCCACCAUUUGCU
Messenger RNA from Canis lupus familiaris (dog), 2631 nucleotides. RefSeq names its product protocadherin beta-15. The record is from RefSeq and is a predicted model, not a curated record. Gene Ontology annotation, molecular function: calcium ion binding. Gene Ontology annotation, cellular component: plasma membrane. Lineage: Eukaryota; Metazoa; Chordata; Mammalia; Carnivora; Canidae. Gene Ontology annotation, biological process: homophilic cell-cell adhesion.